This is a messenger RNA of Rhipicephalus sanguineus (brown dog tick), 6826 nucleotides long. RefSeq names its product protein 4.1 homolog (gene cora). Gene Ontology annotation, cellular component: cytoskeleton; plasma membrane. The coding region runs from base 229 to 3549 and encodes 1106 amino acids. The record is from RefSeq and is a predicted model, not a curated record. Gene Ontology annotation, molecular function: actin binding; structural molecule activity. NCBI's taxonomy places the organism in Eukaryota, Metazoa, Arthropoda, Arachnida, Ixodida, Ixodidae. The transcript is spliced from 18 exons.
CAAAAGCACGCUAGGGGCGCUGCCGUCGGUGUUCGGUUCGGCUCUGAUGAGCAGGGAGUUGAGGGAGUGUCCGCGAUUCUGUGGUGCGGCGGACGGAUUUUCCCGAGGAUUUGUGUUUUUUAAUUGAAGUGCACGAACGGGAUAGAAUACGAGGGUGCGCCCUCUUACGAAGUGAGCCAAGCCUGCACUGGCCAUCAGCAGCUCACCCUCUGACGGGCGGUCUGAGCCAUGGCUGAGGAGAAGGAGUCGCCCGAGGAGAACGGUCCUGCGGAGUCGAGCCCGUCGAGCAAGUCUCGACGGUCGGGGAUCCUGCGCGCCCGCUCGACAGCUGCCUGCCGCGUACACCUGCUCGACGGCUCAGACUACGAAUGCCAGCUAGAUCGCAAAGCCCGUGGAGAACAACUCUUCGAUCGCGUGUGCGAGUACCUCAACUUGCUCGAGCGAGACUAUUUUGGCCUCACCUACAGAGACCAUGAGAACACGAGGAACUGGAUCAACUUGGAAAAGAGUCUCUCAAAGCAGAUGAAACGUCGGCCCUGGGAGAUGUCUUUCGAGGUCAAGUUCUACCCUCCCGACCCGUCGCAACUCCAAGAGGACAUUACGAGGUACCAGCUCUGCCUACAGAUACGAGAUGACAUCCUGUCCGGAAAGCUCCCGUGCUCGUUCGUGACACAUGCACUACUGGGCUCGUAUCUGGUGCAAGCUGAGCUGGGGGACUUUGACCCGGACGACCACGGCCGCAACUACCUAUCCGAGUUCCGCUUUGCGCCCAACCAGACACCCGAGCUGGAGGACAAGGUCAUGGAACUCCACAAGCAACACAAAGGCCAGACGCCCGCGGAGGCGGAGCUGCACUACCUGGAGAACGCCAAGAAGCUGGCGAUGUACGGGGUGGACCUGCACCAGGCGCGGGACUCCGAGGGUGUCGACAUCACCCUCGGGGUGUGUGCAUCAGGUCUUCUUGUUUACCGCGACCGGCUGCGCAUCAACCGCUUCGCCUGGCCCAAGAUCCUCAAGAUCUCCUACAAGCGAAACAACUUCUACAUCAAGAUACGGCCUGGGGAGUUCGAGCAAUUUGAGAGCACCAUAGGGUUCAAGCUGGCCAACCACCGAGCUGCCAAGCGGCUCUGGAAGGUCUGCGUGGAGCACCACACCUUCUUCAGGCUCAUGUCACCAGAACCCGCAGUGAAGCCCCGGCUGUUCCUUCCCCGGUUCGGCUCCAAGUUCCGCUACUCUGGGCGGACCCAGUACCAGACGAGGCAGGCAAGCGCACGCAUCGACCGUCCGCCUCCCCACUUUGAGCGGACGCGCAGCAACAAACGCUUCUCUUCUCAAACCCUGACGUACCCGCCACGGCCGGCAGCAUCGGAGGAGAGCAAACGUCACACGCUGACGGGCGCCCUUCGCCGGUCGCCCAGCGAGGAGACGUCGUCGGCCGACGUCCCUCGUUAUGCCACCAAGGCCUCCCCCGAGCAGGCUUCGAGCCCUACGACCGAGGCACCGCCCAAAAAGGAAACAAAGAGGACUAUCCCAGUUGGAGGCGUGGCCGUCAUGUUGCCCAUGGACACCAAGAAAGACCAGCGCCUCAGCCAAGAAGCCAAGACGCCCGACGACAGGAGCCCCCUCCACGAAGACGGGGCAUCCAAGGAAGCCCGCCCCGCAAGCGGAGUCGAGGCUGCAAAGAAGGGUUUGCAGGCUGCCUCAAAGGCCGCCGAAGCUGUGGCCACGAAAGCUGCGCCAACGGCGACGUCAAAAACCUCCGAAGGUAAGGCUCCUCACGGCGGCGUCGGGGAGCCGAGUGUCAAAGCGGACGCCAAGAAGGUGGCUCCGGGAACGUCCCCGAAAGAAGAGCCGCACGUCAAGAAGAGCUUGUCGGGCGGUGGCGAGACCGACGACGGGGUGCGGGUGAUUUGCCUGGAGGACCCCGGCACGGGCUUGGUGCGCGAAGUCUUCGUCACCGACGACCGCGUGCCCGCCAAGGGAGCCUCGUCCGGCUUGAAGGAGGAACGCCAGCUGCGGCCGACCAAGUCGGAGACGCGGCUCGAAGGCGGCUUCACCGAGAAGAGCAUCCGCGACCAGGACGUCACGCGACUGGAGCUGUCGCGGUCUCGCGAGAAGUUGGUGCCGCUCGCGGAGCAGACGCUGCCCGAGGGGGGCGGCUACCGCAAAGGGGCGGGCGGCGCUGCCGCGGCGCAGUUUUGGCCUCCCACGACGGGGAAAGGCGCGGCACCGGCUAAGUCGGGCGGGGACACGAUGCAGGAGGAGACGGUCGGACCUGCGGACACCAGUACACCGCGCCCAGCGGGCCGAGGACCAGGUGGCUUCACCGCGAGGCAGUCGGGCCCUUACACCAAGGAGUACACAUACCAGGUCCCAGCCGACGACUCCAAGCGUCCGUACAGCCCAACGCGGGGCGGCGGUUUCAGCUACAGCCCUCCCCCCGUGGACGCGGCCUCCGGCGGGCAGUCCACGUCGCCAACGGGCCGGCCCGGCAGUGGUGACGGAGCAGUGCGCCAGGCCACGGGCCUGGCCUUCACCUACUCUCCCACCAGGACCUCGGGUGCACCAGGCUGGAAUGAGGUGUCCGGUCGCAGCCCGACUGGUCGCAGCCCGACCGGCCGCAGCCCAACCGGCCGUAGCCCCACCAGUCCCGGCGCCGGCGCCACCACUCCCGUCACAACCGCGCAAACGGCAACGACGACGACACCGGUGUCGGGCAAGAGCCUGGACUCGCCGUCGUCCGAGUCGUCCGAAAGCAGCCUGGACGAAUAUCGGGAGGAGCGGCCGACGCGGCCAUCACGGAUCCCUACCAAGAAGGACGGCGCCACCCGCCCCAAGGUGGUGGGCGUGGUGCCUUCGCUGGCAGCGAGCCGUUCGCCGCCAGGAGGAAAAGUCGGGGAGCCUCAUCUGCAGCAGAAGGACACCAGCAAGUCACGCAUUCCAGGUCUGCCCAGCCAGCAGCCGUCGUGGAGCGGCGGUGCCGAUGCCGGCAGCCGCGGUGCAGAGAAGUCUGGCAUCAGACCGCCCGGCGCCACGUCUCCAUUGCAGUCCAAACCUCCGAUGGACUCUCGAAAGGCCACUUCACCCGAUCAGAGGGCCAUUGUGAAGACGGAAGCGCUCAAGUACGACCCGGCGAGCGUGUCUGCGCUGCAAACGAGUAGCACUACAAGUGUGCCCGUAGUGUCGACCGAGACGAGGAAGGUUGCCUACCAGGUGGCCGAGGGGCCUGGGCCCGUGGGAGCGCAUUUCGCUGCCACGACUGUGACCACCAGCGCCGUGCCGCCCCAUGACAUCGUGGAGCAAGAAGGCGAGGUGGUCAGCUCGCAAACUAUCUCGAGCAAGACGCGCACCGUCGAGACUGUCACGUAUAAGAUGGAGCGUGACGGAGUGGUCGAGACACGGGUGGAACAGAAGAUCACCAUCCAGAGCGAUGGUGACCCCAUUGACCACGACCGUGCACUGGCACAGGCCAUCCAGGAGGCGACCAUGAUGAACCCCGACAUGACCGUGGAGAAGAUUGAGAUACAACAGCAGUCGCAGGCCAAAUGAGGCAGCAGCAUACUGGCACUGCGGGACAGACCGCCAGGGCCGAGCCACCGGUGCUUGCACAGUCCACUGCCCGGCACGCCGGGAGCGUGUCGCCGCGGAUGUGCACUCGGCUGCUGCCUCCUCUCUUCCUCCGCGAUGCCACGGACAGUGUACAGAAGACAGCUUCCAUUUCCACGCGCUCUUUUAAUCUCCCAUUUUAGUUUUUAGCCCAAACACUGUGACGUUUAUAUUAUUCGGUGCCUGCUUUUACAAAUGGCAGCAGUGCCGAGUGCAUGAUGCAAAGCAAAAAAAAAAUUGCUUGGAGUGCGUGCGCACACUGUAACUGACAGAAGAAAAAAAGACAACAUUCCGUUUAAGCCGGCAGGAGCAGCACGCAGGAUGUUCUACGUGGAAAGCUAUGUGCUUGUCCACAAAAGUCGUCGAAUAAGCAACGAAGAAGAAACGACGCGAUCCUGCCCUUCUACCUGUACGGCCUGAUUUACAAAGCUGUCAAACGCUUUUUCUAAUUGCCGGAGUGACUCCGCAAUGCUGGAGUGACUCUGUGACACCAGAGUCAAAUCGCUGGAGUGACGCCGGAGUGACUUUCUGUGACACCAGAGUCAUAUUGUCAGAGUGACUCGGUGACACUGGAGUGAUUCCGUGACACUGGAACGAAGUUGUUCGAGUCCUAUUGCCAAAAUGACUCCGUCACACCAGAGUGAUUUCGGGACAGGAGAGUCAAGUCGCUGGAGUCACUUUGUCAGAUCACAGCAUUCGUCACAGUACAGCAUAUCCUUGAUGUUGUAAUUAUUAUUUUUUCAAAAGUGAGUCGCUGGCAAUAUUAAAAGCAUUGACGCGCGAUUAUUCAGGAGAAACUAUCGAGAAAAUGCAUUGUCGUGGCGUACGCCGAUGCCAUGACGGAGCCUUUGACAGCACUGCGAAUCAGGCUUAACAGUUCCUUUUCAGUAGGCUGCUUCGCAGCCACAACAUUAUUCAGCCUCAUGUUCAAAGCUUUUGAGGCACCGGAGGACUAUCUAUGAAGUCUGCGCGCCAAAGCUUGCACUUCGUCGCACCUCUUGUUGGUAAAAGUGGGCGAGGCAGCUCCGUUGGACAUUUUGAGCUGGUACUACAGGAAAGAAUGUCGUAUAGUAUAUGGAGUUGUUGGCCAUGCUGAACACAGGCCUGGGGGGGCCACUGGUUUGUGAAGUUUGGCGCUGACACUGAUUAAGUCGAAUUCAUUCCGUUUUUUUUUAAUUCAUCUGCGGUUCAACGGCGGCAUCGGCAUACUGUACGUGAUCGUUCGUCAUGUGUGCCGCUGUGUUUUUAGGCUUGGACAGAACGCAUUGCGUUGUUCAGCGAUUGUUGACGAGGAAAGGCUCCCUUUUGUUUUUUUAAAGGUACAUUUUACUCAUAUGUGCAUUUACUUUCUUUACGCCUUUUGAGAGAUGGGUGGUGUUGUGCGACAAGUGGUGGGUUUAUUUUUCUUGCAGCUAUUUGCUUGGCCUUUCUAUAAAGACGUGACAUUGUGUAACAUCUACAGGCAUGUGCGGCGGUGUACGAUUGUCUUCCUGUGAUGAAAUGUAGGUGUACAUUUCUCUUCCCCACGUGCCGACGCUGCGGACUACCGAGAGAUACGUUGUGUGAUAUUCUACAUCGUUCGCAGCAACUGAUGUGCUUCUUAAAGUUUACCUGCCCACGGAGACUCGAAAUUACGUGCCGAUACCCUUUAAGACUUACUCAGAAUAACGGUGCUAAGGUGCACAUCUUGGCAUUGGGACGAGUUCUCUUGAAUUGCUGAAAUCUUGAUUUGCAUUAUUAGAGAAUCAUUUUACGGGCACAAGGCCGUCAGUGUGCGCUGAUUGGCUCUGUCUAGCCUUUCACUGGCAGCUAUGAGAUGCAAGUGCUAUGACCACAUUUGGAAGUCUGCUCACCUGAUAACACGCAAACCAGUGUGUCAAAUCCACCCAUAAGGAUCGCUAUCCGAACCAAUUAUUUUGUGAGGGCACUAACUUUUGUCAUGCCAGUGCCCAGCUAUAAACAGCAGCUACAAUAUGCAAAGGUAAUCGUGUCUAAAAUUACGCCCAACUAAAAAUGUGAGGGUGUUUUCACCGGAUCCACAAAUGCAGAUGUGUAUUGUCGCAUCGAACAGUGCGUGGCGUCACUGCCACCAACGAAUUCAAAAUAUUGACCGUGUGCGGUUUCCGUUACCGCUAUUUCAACGUUUUACAGCAAUGAUGCGAUUGUAUUGUAUCGAUAAAUGGAGUACCGUCAUGUUUUGAAAAUAUUCCAAGGGUAUUCACUAUCUGCCAUGGCGUAUGAAAAUGCCUGUUUGCGUUUCAGAUCAAAUUGGACUCGCAAGCUAACAAACUGCCACACGGCAUAAGUAUGCCAAAGAAAUUGUCUGUCAAAAUAAACGACAUAUCCGGGGCUUGUAACUUAAAUCACAGUCUCCUCUCACCAAGCUUGGUGUUUCUGCACUGUUCAUAUCAUUUCGUUCGCGCAUGCCGAGCACUCGUGUAUUUGCGGCAGAUUUACGUUUCCUCUUUUGGCCAUUUUGUUAUUGUUCGAUGUAUACAACAGCUCUGGCUGUUUUGUGCACUGAUACACAAGUGCAUUUGCUCAUGUUUAAGUGCUGACAGGAGGCCGUCAGUGAAGUAUCUAUAGCAUGUAAUGCCGUGAGCACAGAACAAGAAGCACUUAGGAGCAACAAACUUAUUGCAUUGGCCUCGGCGGAGCUGAUUGUUCUCUCGUCGGCCGAUGGGCAGAGUCCGUAGAAUCGCUAAACGUCAUCUGGUGGUGCAGAACGAGUGUAAAUUGGUUGCCGUGGCAACGACGGCUCCUACCACCCGGUGACAGACGGGCAGCUAAUAGCUCGGCAAGCAGACCUCUUCUUUACUUCCUUCAUAUAAUUGCAAAGCGACCGAUUGCAAAGCAACGCACACAGCGUGGAAUGUUGGCGUGCUUUGGUUGACAGGAUUUAACCACCAGGUGGCGUUAGCACGUAAAGAGCUCCAAGCUGUUCCAGAAUUUUAAACCGGUGUUAUCCAGCUGCACCUGAGUUCUCCUAAAUGUUCUUGCACUGUGGCCAUGAGUGAGUACAAAGUUUGACGGCAGCGACGGAUAAACGAUGCCCGCGUUGGGGCACGGAAACGGUACGUCUGUCCAUUGGCCCCCCACGACGCUGGAAGGCGGGCUGCACAGACUGUGUGUGUGUACCUCUCUCUCCUGGCGUGUAUGCAGUAGUCAAGAAGGGAGAGAGACUCCAGGAAGAGAACAAUAAAGGCAAGCUUUAUUUGUC